AUGGUGAAGACGAUACUGAACCCCUCGGUGAGAGUUCACCUGGUGAUAUACCUGAGGAAACUGAAGCACACCUUAUUACAAGACACAUGCACAAAAAGCACAAAAGGCGCGCAUUCGAGGAUUCCUAAUAUUUGCAAAACAACUAAAACAAAGCAGUUAAGUAAAGAGUAUCUGACAGCUUCUUGUAAUUGGCGAAUCACUAACAACAAAACGUGGCGAGAUGUUUUUACUCUGACAGUUUCUUCUCAAAAACAAGAAAACGUCAAUAUCGAUGAAAUAGUCAGCCUAGGUACAUGCAUCUCUUUAGAACCAACGCAAUCUUCUAAUGAGCCAUGUAUGUUGGAAAUAAAGUUACCAAACCAUCAAAAAAUAUCUCAUAUUGCCACGGUUUCAGAAGGCCAUGUUUUAGAAUUUUUCAAACUAUGUGGAGAGUACCAAACAACAGUAUUUGCAGACCUUGUAGAUGAGUUUGAAGAUAAUUUUGUUUAUUUUGCAGAAACAAAAUUUAGCCCACCUACUUCUGAAGCUAGUAUAAAGUUCACAAAAACAAAGAGCAAAGAUUCAAUUAUGUGGAUAUAUGGCAUAAUGCUGUAUAUAACAGAACCCAUUGCUGAGUCUAAAACAUCGUCUCCACUCAUUUUUAAUCCUGAAAUCAUAAAACAAUUCCUAACUAAACUACCUUUUAAUGAUGAAGAUAAUGCUCCGGUUGGUAUACAAUCAUGUUACAAGAACAUAGUUAACUCAUCAAUAAACAAAAAUGUUAAAGAAAGUCAUGGAAAAGAGGUGGGACAAUAUAACAAAGAGCAUACUGAAUUGAAUGUAGACAUUAAAACUUACAUUGACAAUAAGCUUCAUGAUAUGGAGAGAACCACAAUGACAUGGAACCAGAAAUAGUAUUACAAAAUUAAAUAUUUAUGUAACAAAAUAAAGUUUCAAUUUUAUUUUUAAUCAGCA
Molecule: messenger RNA, 954 nt
Organism: Megalopta genalis
Lineage: Eukaryota; Metazoa; Arthropoda; Insecta; Hymenoptera; Halictidae
Source: RefSeq, a predicted model, not a curated record